AUGGUCGGCAUAAAGCAGCUUGGAAUCAUUGCUGCCUUCUUGGCCAGUAGCCAGCAGUUCGGAGGUAUGAUCCGUCCAACCCGGGCCCAGUACCGCCAAAGCCUGGCCCACCUCGCCCUCCUCGCCCUGACGAGAGAAGGGGAAGAGGGAGAAGAGAUCUAUCUGAACGUAGAUAUGAUCCGUCCAACCCGGGCCCCGUGCCUCCAAGGCCUGGACCUCCUCGCCCCCCUCGCCCUGACGAAAGAAGAGGAAGAGGAAGAAGAGAUCUAUCUGCACGCCGAUACGAUCCAUCAAACCCAGGCCCUGUGCCUCCCAGGCCUGGCCCCCCUCGUCCUCCCCGUCCUGACGAAAGAAGAGGAAGAGGAAGAAGAGAUCUAUCUGAACGCAGAUAUGAUCCGUCCAACCCGGGCCCCGUGCCUCCAAAGCCUGGACCUCCUCGUCCUCCGCGACCCGAUGAGAGGAGGGGAAGAGGCCGACGUGAUCUGUCUGCACGGCGAUACGAUCCGUCCAACCCGGGCCCAGUACCGCCCAAGCCUGGUCCCCCUCGUCCUCCCCGUCCUGACGAGAGGAGGGGCAGAGGUCGACGAGAUCUGUCUGAACGUAGAUAUGAUCCGUCCAACCCUGGCCCAGUACCACCGAAGCCUGGCCCCCCUCGCCCCCCUCGCCCUGAUGAAAGAAGGGGCAGAGGAAGACGAAGCGUUUGAAAGCCCGAUAAACGCGAAUUGUUCCAUGAUUCCUGUAUGA
This is a messenger RNA of Clonostachys rhizophaga, 744 nucleotides long. NCBI's taxonomy places the organism in Eukaryota, Fungi, Ascomycota, Sordariomycetes, Hypocreales, Bionectriaceae. The record is from the annotation of a GenBank genome assembly.